AAUCGAUUUUAUACACAGAACAACGAAUAAUGGCGCUCGCGCUGUUAGCAUCUCCUCCACCUCCGCUCGGGGGGUUCCGUCGCAGUUUUGGAACAAAGUGUUCGCUCUUCGCCGCACAUCGAGCCAAGCGGAACCUGAUGGAUCUCAUCUCCGACCAGGACCGAGGUCUGAGAACCCAGAAAGACGCCGUGAAGCGAGAUGCGAUCGUGAAUGCCAUCGAGGCCAUGGCGGUGAUCGGGGGAAGCUCCGUCACCACAGGAGAUUCGCUGUCUGCCACGUGGAGACUACUGUGGACGACUGAGAAAGAACAGCUGUUCAUCAUAGAGAAGGCGGGGUUGUUCGGCACGCGCGCAGGAGAGGUACUGCAGGUGAUCGAUGUGAGGAAAGGGACGCUCAACAACGACAUCACUUUCCCGCCCGACGGGGUUUUCUUUGUACGCUCCGAUAUCGACAUCUCUUCCCCGCAGAGAGUCAAUUUCAAAUUCACUAGUGCGGUGUUGAGAGGAAGCAAUUGGGAGAUCCCACUCCCACCAUUUGGCCAGGGCUGGUUUGAAAAUGUGUAUAUGGAUGGUGACAUCAGAGUGGCCAAGGACAUCAGAGGGGACUACUUAGUUGUUGAUCGUGCUCCUUUAAACUGGAAAGAAUGAUCCACACAGCAACACUAUUGUUACUCAACAGUGCAUCUCAUCCUUGUUGUUUCUUUUUAAUGAUCUUUGUUUUGUACAUCAACACUACUCUAUUCUACGACUUUACAUCAUCUAUUUUUAAUGCCAAAUGCAAACAUUUGCACA
This is a messenger RNA of Brassica oleracea var. oleracea, 791 nucleotides long. RefSeq names its product probable plastid-lipid-associated protein 11. The transcript is spliced from 2 exons. The record is from RefSeq and is a predicted model, not a curated record. The coding region runs from base 30 to 647 and encodes 205 amino acids. Lineage: Eukaryota; Viridiplantae; Streptophyta; Magnoliopsida; Brassicales; Brassicaceae.